ACCGAGUAAUAUAAUCGAACAAUAAUCGAGUGCGUGCGUACGGUGCGAAAGGAAUUCGAGUCGAUCAAAAAUCGAUCGAGAGAAUAUUAUUUGAUAACUUGUGAUACAAGAAAAGGUGAUUGGCGUGGAAGUGUGCGUGAAGAUGAGGCAGCAGCCGGCAGAUUUGCCGGCACGGUGUCGGUGUUGAGACACUAAACCCGGCCACCGUGUCCGGGCGUGUCUUCGGCAUCGAAUCCGAAAUCGGCACCGGCUACAGCCGAUAUGAGUUCGAAAUUCAUAAUCGAUAGUAUGCUACCUAAGUACCACCAGCAAUUCCAUCAUCAACAAUUAUUCUCGAGCGCGAAUCCCGGCACGAUCCAAGCGUGCACGACAAGCCCAGCAACCGCGAGUCUAGAAUCGAGUUUAUCCGCGGCUGCAGUCGCGGCCGCGGCAGUGAAUUACGCGCAACAGCACAAUUCCCCUAGCCCGACGGGCUCGAGUCCUCAGCAUUCGGGAAGUUCGGCCUCUACGUCACCGGCGGCACGCACAACUUCCAGCAUGUAUCCAUACGUGUCAGCAGCAGCGGCGCAUCAUCAUCAUCAGCAACAACAAGCGGUCGCGGCGGCAGCGUUCGGCGCCACAUCCAGCAUGGUGCCAGGAUUUGGUUCGACCGCGGCUUCGAGCGCAGCGUUGGCUGCGGCCGCAGCCGUCGACGCUGCAACCGCCGGCGACAAAUCUUGCCGUUACACCGCCAGCCUCACUGGAAAUGUUGCACCAACGUCCGCUGAUCCAAUGGUAAAUUAUACCCUUGGCCAUCAUCAUCAGAAUGGCGCUACACCUAGUACCCUGGUAUCUUCCGCGUCGGCUUCGUCUGCUGUUUCCGCCGCGUCCGCCUCCAUGGCCGCCGCUGCACAAUUCUAUCAUCAAGCCGCCGCUGCAUCGGCCGUCGUCGAUCCUUUGACGUCCUGCCAGCAACCUACCACCGGACAACCCAGCAUCUCGGACAUACCGCGAUAUCCAUGGAUGUCCAUCACCGAUUGGAUGAGCCCGUUCGACAGAGUCGUGUGCGGACCGAACGGGUGUCCGAGGCGCAGGGGCCGGCAGACGUACACACGGUUCCAGACCCUCGAGCUCGAGAAAGAGUUCCAUUACAACCAUUACCUGACGCGACGGCGGCGAAUAGAGAUCGCGCACGCCCUCUGCCUCACGGAACGGCAGAUCAAGAUCUGGUUCCAGAAUCGGCGGAUGAAACUGAAGAAGGAGUUGAGGGCGGUGAAGGUAAACGAGCAGGCGAGGCGGGAACGCGAGGAGCAGGAGAUGAUGAAGAAGCAGCAGGCGGAGAAGCAGGCCAAGAUGCAGCAGGAGCAACAGAACGCGGCCCUGCAGCAUCAGCAACAGCAUCACGUGAGCGGCCUCGACAAGACGCAGAGUGAUCUUCUGAAGGCGGUCAGUAAAGUGCCCACAUAGGAGGAGACUUUGCCAGGCCGGUUGUCUUUCUUUUAAAGAAAAAGAAACAAGAGACUGGACGCGCAGCCUAGACGCAAGACA
Apis florea (little honeybee) is the source of this 1527-nucleotide messenger RNA. RefSeq names its product homeobox protein abdominal-A homolog. Gene Ontology annotation, molecular function: RNA polymerase II cis-regulatory region sequence-specific DNA binding; DNA-binding transcription factor activity, RNA polymerase II-specific. Lineage: Eukaryota; Metazoa; Arthropoda; Insecta; Hymenoptera; Apidae. Gene Ontology annotation, biological process: anterior/posterior pattern specification; negative regulation of transcription by RNA polymerase II. Gene Ontology annotation, cellular component: nucleus. The record is from RefSeq and is a predicted model, not a curated record.